UCGGCCAAAGAGCAACCAGAGUCGACAACACCGACAACCUUGUUUUCAGACCCAGGAGAAAUCAGGGGGACGCGCUCACAUCGCGGCGGGUGAGAAAGUACGGGCUUGCCAGCUGCGUCAUUGUCACCCCGAGGACUCGAAGGGUGUGCCAAGGUCUCAGAGAAAACAUCCAAGACUUCACUGGUGACGCUCACGGGAAACACUCAAUCCUGCAGGAACGCCAGCUCGGCCCAGCAUCAUUCGAGUAAGGUACUUGCCAUCACGCGCUGCCCACAUCUGACGCCCCGAGAGUCUACGAGCAAGUACUGGUUAUGGCUGACAACAACAGCAUUCCGCACGAGGCAAUUAUCCCCAUCGUUUUCGACGGCAAGAGACACUUUCCCGGCAAGCAGCAACUGGCAGGCUCAUGCCACAUUUUUCAGAUGGUCGAGCGCAAAGAGCCUCUGGUUCCACUGGAUGAAGACCCACUGCAGCGAGAGUGGGAGGAGUUCAUUGAAGAUUUCCCACAAUGCAGCAGGUACCUGGAGCCCAAUUUCAUCGACCGCAACUUUCCGACACUCCGCAAGAGACUGUCCGGGGAUGCCAGAGCAGACACUAACGACGAUGAAGGAGACAAGGUUGUCAUUUAUGACGUAGACGUCAAGCAGUUCCGACCCGACGAUGUACACGUCAGAGUGAAGGAUGGCAACAUAUCUGUGGCGGGGCGAACUGAGAAAGUUAUCAGCGGUGGAGGUAAAUACAGCAAAGAAGAACUACUCGGAGGCCUCCUGAUUCCCACGGAUAUUGAUGCCAAUGACGUCACGCUGGAGAGGACUCCCGAGCUACGACUGAAGAUCUCGAGACCCGAUUCGCGGCCAGCGUCUACCAUGUUGUCAGCUUCCACCUGGACCCAUUCGUCGGCAGAAAACUCGCUUGCCGAGAGGUGAAGUGGCUGUGUCAUCUUGAGAUAGGUACGCGAUGAGCCCGAGGUGGCAGCUGGGUCUGCACAGCGUUGUCCAUUGGAGAGAAGCCACACUAACCCCGGAACGAGUUUGCACCUGCUCUCACGGCACAUUAGUGAAGACUCGAGAGGACACAAAUUCCUCUUUUCGUCAUACGUGCUUUUUGCGGUGACUCAUGCUACUAGGAAAUUUUAUGUACUCCUCUAGGACAGGUCAUCAGGCCUUCCACACAGACACUCGUCUCUUGGUAAAUUGUAGAGUUCCCCUACCUGAUAUAUUAUGCCUGAGUUGUUAUCGCUAUAGUAUAGCUGUAGUGAACAUUCCCCUACUGUUUUCACUAUUCGCGCAUUUUGAAAGUGGUCGUUUCUCCUGCUGUUGAAAGGUUUUGGGUGAGCUUAUGAAGGACCAAGAAUGCGUUCGACCUGCUUUUAAUGUGAGCUUGUUCCUGUUUUUUGAAUAAAAAUGUCGUUGUUACUUUGCUUA
This is a messenger RNA of Rhipicephalus microplus (southern cattle tick), 1424 nucleotides long. RefSeq lists its product as uncharacterized. Lineage: Eukaryota; Metazoa; Arthropoda; Arachnida; Ixodida; Ixodidae. The record is from RefSeq and is a predicted model, not a curated record.